This is a messenger RNA of Candidula unifasciata, 472 nucleotides long. NCBI's taxonomy places the organism in Eukaryota, Metazoa, Mollusca, Gastropoda, Stylommatophora, Geomitridae. The record is from the annotation of a GenBank genome assembly.
CAAUGGAAACAAUGGGAGCAAUGGAAACAAUGGGAGCAAUGGGAACAAAGGAAACGAUGGGAACAAUGGGAGCAAUGGGAGUGAUGGGAACAAUAUGAGCAAUGGGAACAAUGGGAACAAUGGGAGCAAUGGGAACAAUGGGAGCGAUGGGAACAAUGGGAGUGAUGGGAGCAAUGGGAACAAUGGGAAUGAUGGGAGCAAUGGGAACAAUGGGAACAAUGGGAGUGAUGGGAACAAUGGGAGUGAUGGGAACAAUGGGAGUGAUGGGAACAAUGGGAACAAUGGGAACAAUGGGAACAAUCGGAACAAUAGGAACAAUGGGAGCAAUGGGAACAAUGGGAGCAAUGGGAACAAUGGAAGCAAUGGGAACAAUGGAAGCAAUGGGAAUUCUUGGCAGCCCACAUGCCCACUGCUGGAAAAAACCUGGCAGUGCAGAAGCCUGUGGACAGAGUUAAUAAUACCCACCCCAUGA